Molecule: messenger RNA, 423 nt
Organism: Rotaria sp. Silwood1
Lineage: Eukaryota; Metazoa; Rotifera; Eurotatoria; Philodinida; Philodinidae
Source: the annotation of a GenBank genome assembly
AUGAUGAAUGAAUAUCAUCGUCUUGGUAUAAAAAAUUUUAAAAGUAUACGUCAUCCUGGACAAAUUAAACUUACAUUUGAUCUAUGUACUGAUGAUAUAUCAGCACCACAAUAUGUAUCAUCAAAAGAAAAUGAUACAAAUCAAAAAAUAGAAAUUUUUACUAAUAAUAAACUUAAAUUUGAUUAUAUUCCAAUAAAACAAUCAACUAAUAGUUGGUUUAAAAAUUAUCAAUAUUCUAAAAUAUUCAUCAAUAUUCUCUAUCUAUUUUUUCGUAUAUUAUGUAUCAUCUUAAAAUAUACAAUUUAUUUAAUAUGGUAUCUAUUAAAAAUUUUUCUAUGUAUAAUAUUUCGUUUACUAACCGAAUCAAAAUCAUAUGAUCCAAAAACAGUCAUAUGCCAUCCAAUUCGUUGUUAUCAUCAUUGA